GAAAACGCACUUUGACAUCAUCCCGUUUGAUAUUGAGCUAUUAAACUAUUAUUGACACAUGGUUUAUAGAUUCUGUGUAAAGUGUUGUAAAAGGUGAGAAAUCGAGAUGUCGAAUAAAACGCAAACAAACAUUUGACUUCCUGAAGUGACUGAAUUCAGCUGCUGCUCGCGCUCAGAUUUGCGAACCGCAUGGCCCGCCUCAGCGAGCAGUACAUAUCCCCAAACUCUCCAGAGGAGAAUGACGAAACCAGGAGUGAAGAGUUCGAGUCGGGACUUCUGCCAGACCUCCACAACAACAAGAACCAUCCCACAACCUUUUCAAGAACAACAGAAGAACGUCACAUGAUCCACCAACAUGACACAGUCAGCCAUCAUCUACCACACCAUCUGUCUGCAAAAUACGGCCAUCAGACACCCUACCCCAGCUGGGAGGAUCCAGAAAGAGCCAAUCCUGACGUCUGGCAGUACUCGGGUUACAGAGCUGGUUCUCCUCACAGUCUACCCUCUUGCAUCUACCAGACCAUCUCAGAUGGUGGUUCGUUCUAUCCCAGCAGACCUCACUCGCUUCCAGGCAGUUGUAGUGUGAGUCUCACUGGUCUAGAACAGCCCAGAUCUCUGCAUUCAAUUCCUCCAUUGGCACAUACACACCCUCACCUCUCGGCCUCUUACCCCAGUCCAUACCUUCAUCCACCAUGCUGCAGUCAGUAUGGUCCACCUCAGCACCAUGUGGCUCCUGUGCAUCACUGCAGCUCCAAGCCUGGACAUCACCUGCCGAAUGGACACUCAGGCCUGGCACACUACAGACAAGUGGAUACACGCUUUUCUGAAAACAGGAAUGCAUCUCCAAAAUGCAAACCGGCCGGUCCCAGUAUCACUCACCUUUCUCAAGAGCAGAGGAAAGUUUUUGUCACAUAUGAGGCCGACAACGAAGAGCAUUUGAAGGAGGUCAUCAAGUUUGUAGCUUUGCUCAGGAACAACGGUUUCGACACACAUAUCGAUGUUUUUGAGCAACAACUGAACAGCAUCAGUAAAAUUGACUGCAUGGAGAGAUACCUCAAUGAAAAAGACUACCUGAUUAUCAUCAUCAUUAGCUUGAGAUAUUACGAGACCAUAACAGGCAUUAAUAUGGACAAUGACGAGCGGACAUCAGACACCAUGUACAUUCACAAACAGCUACAAAGUGAAUUCAUUCAGAACGGCUGCAGGAACUACAGAUUCAUUCCUAUUCUCUUCCCUGGAGCCAAGAAGAGUUACGUUCCCACUUGGCUGCAGAAUACUCAUAUCUACAGCUGGCCCAAAGAUCGAGACGAUAUUCUCCGCAGGUUAAUGCGCGUGGAGAAAUAUAAUCCUCCUCCAAUCGGCUCUCUGCCUACAAUCGUUUCAAUUCCCCUGUAGCGUCAACAGGCAAAAUCUUAUGUCUUUUGACAUGGAAAUACAUGGGCUGUGUUCGGGAUACCAUGCUACUCAUACUACUUCUGCAGUAUGUAGUACGUAUAUUGGGCCUCAUUCAUGAAACAUGAGUAGAAUAAAUUUCUGUGUAAUCGUUUGUCAAAUCAUUCUUGCAUAAAUCACACUUGAGUUUAAUUGUUUUCGCGAACAAUUAGUUCUGCUCAUAUUUCUCGAAUGAGACUCACUGUGCACAGCGCACACAUUUACAGAAUAAGAUAUUUUGCUGAAAUGUGCGGCAUUUUAAGAGCACACCACGAGGAAUACUGUAGCACGCAAUGCCCUCAAUUUGGCUUUCCAUUUCCAGUUUUCCAGACGAAUGAAAGAUCAACUGUUAUUUUAAACAUCUUGUUCUCUGCUCAUUUGACCAGACUGCCAACAGUUCAGACAUUUUGACACAAAAAUUUAUUAAAAAUGCAAAAUAACCGACCGUAUUUGCUUCUGAGGAUAACUGGCUGCCACUCCCUGAAUUAAACAUGUAGUGAGAUUAUGUGACAACAGUAAUGGCAUACUGUACUAUUUUUGGAAAUAUUUGUUACAUACUGUUUCACAUACUAUUUAAAAAUAAAAUACUCUGUAACAUACAGUAAGCAGUACACAAAAUCUACCAAACAAGACCACAGAAAUUGAAAAAAAAAAAAAAAAAAAAAGUACCAAAAAGUUGUCCAUUGUUAAUUUAAAUAAAACGUCAUUAAAAUCCAUGAUUGUUAAGUGCAAUCUGGUGUAAAAAAAAAAGUGAGUCAGAAAUGAAUAAAUUAUGAUACUUUAAGAAAUGAUAGAUUUGAUAAUAUUAUUCUAAAUAUUUUGCAUUUUUUAAACUAUUUUGUGAAUCAAAAGAGUGAUUGAGGACGUUUCUGUUAAACUGUGACUUAAAACUGUGACUAUAAAAUGAAACAUUGUUUCGAAAAGUAGCUAAUUAUCAUUUUGCAGCUAGCAAUAGUCAUGCACAAGCAGAUAUGCACAUUUAUUUAUAGUGUUAUACUUCUCAGAUUUGCUGUUCUGUUCUUUGUGCAGAAUUUCUAAACAUGUUUAAUUGGAUUGCUUAAUAAAUAAUCAUAAAAAUCACAUUUAAACUCUGUGUGGCUUUGUGUCUCUUAAGUGCUGCCUUUUAAGCUGUGCAUCAUUUAUGAAAUUUCAUUGUGUUUUCUGAAAAUAUUUUGUGGAUUUCCAAAUUGAAAUCUUAAUAAAAAUAAGCAAUUAUACAAUAAUACUUGGCUAUGUAUCAAUAAUGGUUGUUUAUUAUGAUCUGCUAAACUGGAGUAGUGCUUGCACAUUAUAUCUGUAACAGAGAUGCAGUGUUUAUUUUACAAGGAUAUUAGUGUUUUAAUACAAGAGCAAAUAUCACCAUUCUUGAACCAGAUCAAAACUAACACUCACAUUGAAUUAAUAAAUACUAUCAAAACUGAAAUUAUUCUCACAAACCUAGUGUAAACAAUGAAAUAGUUACCAUUACUUGCAACUGGUUAGUAUUCUGGAAUCUGAAACGUUUUUCUAUUUUGAUAUAUUUGUAUUAUAAUAUAUGGUUUAAUAAAGGAAUUUACUGUAAUAACCUCACAAAGACCUGGCAAAUUUGAUGUUCCAGUGAAAUGGCGCAUUUCACACCCUGUACAGCAGCAUUUAC
Molecule: messenger RNA, 3067 nt
Organism: Myxocyprinus asiaticus (Chinese sucker)
Lineage: Eukaryota; Metazoa; Chordata; Actinopteri; Cypriniformes; Catostomidae
Product: E3 ubiquitin ligase TRAF3IP2-like
Exons: 9
Coding region: 190-1395 (401 amino acids)
Biological process (GO): humoral immune response; positive regulation of canonical NF-kappaB signal transduction
Source: RefSeq, a predicted model, not a curated record